Molecule: messenger RNA, 921 nt
Organism: Leptosia nina
Lineage: Eukaryota; Metazoa; Arthropoda; Insecta; Lepidoptera; Pieridae
Source: the annotation of a GenBank genome assembly
AUGUUAAGAUCUCCACCAUCUGAUUAUCACCGAACUAAUUCGGCUCCACAGAUAAAUGAUACCAACGAUGACCAGUCGCUAAUUGGCAACAUAACAAUUCGUGGAGAAAAACGUCGCCGAUUAUCGAGCGAACAGAUGAUAGAUAUGACAUCCUUUAGGACACAAAUGCAGGAAAUGCUUUCCCAAAUGUUUGAAACAUUUUCAGAAAAACAAAGCCUGCUUUUUGAUGAUUUACAUAUGCGAAUCAAUGACAUCGACACCAAAUUAACCUCGGUGCAAACAUCCAACCAAGAAAUUGAGUCCAAAUUGUCUACCCUCAAUGAGCAAGUCUCUUCGAUGCAAAAUAAACUUUUAGAAAUAGAUGAUGAACAAAAAUCAUUAAGCGACAAACUGAUUAAGCUGGAUAUUAGGUUAAGUGGCGUUGAACGGUCAUAUAAAAAAACCUGUAUCGAAAUAAGAAAUACCCCAAAAGUUUUGAACGAAAAGAAAAAUGACCUUUUCAAUAUGGCAUAUAAUUUGACAAAGUUUCUCGGUAUGGAACAUUUAAAAGAUCGCAUACGCGAUGUGCAUCGAUUCCCCGCUUACAAAAAUUCUUCAGCUUCAACAAUAAAUAUUGAAUUUUCGGACACACUAACUAAAUGGAAUAUUUUAAAGGCCGCUAAGCAGUACAAUAGAGAAAACCCAAGUGCAAAAUUAAACAGUGUUCAUUUAAAAAUAAACAGUUCCCAAACACCGUUGUACAUCUCGGAAUCAUUGUCACAAUGUACGAAGCAGUUAUACUACCUAACUCGGCAAUUCAUAAAAACCGAAGGAUAUUUAUUCUGCUGGGUUAUAAAUGACAAAGUCUACAUAAGAGAAAAGGAAGGUGCACCCCAUAUACUUGUGAAAAGUGAAGAACAUCUACAACUCCUAAAAAAAUGA